CGCCCAGCACAUGUCUCUGCCUGCGCGCGCGCGCGCAGGCGCCGAGGAGUGCGGCCGCGCGCUCGCAGGCCGGCUCUUCUGUACGCUGCCAUGCCCCGCAGGAAAUCCGCGUCGGGAGGCUCUACUGCCGCAGGCCCAGGCCCGGGGAGGCAAGCGGUUCUAAGCCGGUUCUUCAGGUCUGCGGGAAGCCUAAGAUCCAGCGCGUCCUCCACGGAACCAGCAGAGAAGGUGACAGAAGGUGACAGCAGGAAGAAGUCAUUGGAGAAUGGUGGGCCCACUAAGAAGAAAGCAAAGACAGUUCCAGAGAAGGAAGAAGAAAAUAGCUCAGUAGCAUCUCACAGCCCUGAGGCAAAGAAAUGUCUGAGGCCCAGGAUUGUUUUAAAGUCCCUGGAAAAGCUGAGAGAAUUCUGCUGUGAUUCUGCCCUCCCUCAAAACAGAGUCCAGACAGAAGAUCUUCGGGAGAGACUUGCAGUUCUGCCAAAGUGUACUGAUUUUGAAGAUAUCACUCUGCAACGUGCAAAGAAUGCGGCUUUGUGUGAAGAGUCCAAGUCUCAGGCUAAUCAGAAAGACAGUCAAUUUGGACCCUGCCCUGAAAGUUUCCCGAAGACUUCCGAUUGUAAACCUUCUAACAAGCGAUCCAAGAGCGUCUAUACACCGUUAGAACUGCAGUACAUAGACAUGAAGCAGCAGCACAAAGACGCAGUUUUGUGUGUGGAGUGUGGGUACAAGUACAGAUUCUUUGGGGAAGAUGCGGAAAUUGCUGCCCGGGAACUCAAUAUUUAUUGCCACUUAGACCACAACUUUAUGACUGCAAGCAUACCUACUCACAGACUGUUCGUGCAUGUCCGCCGACUUGUGGCCAAAGGAUACAAGGUGGGAGUUGUGAAGCAAACUGAAACUGCGGCAUUAAAGGCCAUCGGAGACAAUAAAGGUUCCGUCUUCUCCCGGAAAUUGACUGCUCUUUAUACGAAAUCUACACUUAUUGGAGAAGAUGUGAAUCCUCUCAUCAGGGUGGAUGAUUCUGUAAAUAUCGAUGAGGUAAUGACAGAUACAUCUACCAACUAUCUUCUGUGUAUCUACGAAGAAAAGGAAAGCAUUAAAGACAAAAAGAAGGGGAGCAUUUCUGUUGGUAUUGUGGGAGUGCAGCCUGCAACCGGCGAGGUUGUGUUUGACAGCUUCCAGGACUCUGCAUCCAGACUGGAGCUGGAGACUCGCAUAUCAAGCCUGCAGCCUGUGGAACUGCUACUUCCCUCUGACCUGUCUGAGCCAACAGAGAUGCUCAUCCAAAGAGCCACCGCUGUCAGUGUGCGGGAUGACAGAAUUCGAGUAGAAAGGAUGAAUAAUACUUACUUUGAAUACAGCCAUGCUUUCCAGACAGUUACGGAGUUUUAUGCUAGAGAAAUAGUUGACAGCCAGGGCUCUCAGAGUCUCUCUGGUGUCAUUAACUUGGAGAAGCCUGUGAUCUGUGCCUUGGCUGCCAUAAUAAGGUACCUCAAGGAAUUUAACCUGGAAAAGAUACUGUCCAAACCCGAGAAUUUUAAACAGCUGUCAAGUGGAAUGGAAUUCAUGAGAAUUAAUGGAACAACGCUAAGGAAUCUAGAAAUCCUUCAGAAUCAGACUAAUAUGAAGACCAAAGGAAGUUUGCUUUGGGUUUUAGACCACACUAAAACCUCAUUUGGGAGAAGGAAGUUAAAGAAAUGGGUUACCCAGCCAUUGCUUAAAUUAAGAGAUAUAAAUGCCCGACUUGAUGCAAUAUCUGAUAUUCUCCAUUCAGAAUCCAGUGUGUUUGAGCAGAUAGAAAACCUUCUUCGUAAAUUACCAGAUGUCGAGAGAGGACUAUGUAGCAUUUAUCACAAGAAGUGCUCUACCCAAGAGUUCUUCUUGAUCGUCAAAAGCCUGUGUCAACUGAAGUCGGAGCUUCAAGCAUUAACGCCUGCUGUUAACUGCCACGUGCAGUCAGACUUACUCCGAGCACUCAUCUUGGAGGUGCCUGAGCUCCUCAGUCCAGUGGAACAUUACUUAAAGGUUCUGAAUGAACAGGCUGCCAAAGCUGGUGAUAAAACUGAAUUAUUCAAAGACCUCUCUGACUUCCCUUUAAUAAAAAAGAGGAAAAAUGAAAUUCAAGAAGUCAUUCACAGCAUCCAAAUGCAUUUACAAGAAUUGCGAAAAAUAUUAAAACUUCCUUCUUUACAAUAUGUGACUGUAUCAGGACAAGAGUUUAUGAUUGAAAUAAAGAACUCAGCUGUAUCGUGCAUCCCAACUGAUUGGGUGAAGGUUGGAAGUACAAAAGCUGUGAGCCGCUUUCACCCUCCUUUCAUUGUGGAAAACUACAGACGUCUGAGUCAGCUCCGGGAGCAGCUAGUCCUUGACUGCAAUGCUGAAUGGCUUGGCUUUCUAGAGAAUUUUGCUGAACAUUACCACACUUUGUGUAAGGCCGUGGAUCACCUAGCAACUGUUGACUGCAUUUUCUCCCUGGCCAAGGUUGCUAAGCAAGGAAAUUACUGCAGGCCAACUGUACAAGAAGAAAAGAAAAUCAUCAUAAAAAAUGGAAGGCACCCUAUGAUUGAUGUGUUGCUGGGCGAACAAGAUCAGUUUGUGCCCAACAGUACGAGUUUAUCACAGGACUCUGAGAGAGUAAUGAUAAUCACUGGACCAAACAUGGGUGGGAAGAGCUCCUAUAUAAAACAGGUUGCACUGGUUACGAUCAUGGCUCAGAUUGGCUCCUAUGUUCCUGCAGAGGAAGCCACAAUUGGGAUUGUGGAUGGCAUUUUCACAAGGAUGGGUGCUGCAGACGAUAUAUACAAAGGCCGGAGUACGUUCAUGGAAGAACUGGCAGACACAGCAGAGAUAAUGAGGAAAGCCUCACCACAGUCCUUGGUUAUCCUGGACGAGCUGGGAAGAGGGACAAGCACCCAUGAUGGAAUCGCCAUUGCCUAUGCGACUCUAGAGUACUUUAUCAGAGAUGUGAAAUCCUUGACCCUGUUCGUUACUCACUAUCCACCAGUCUGUGAACUAGAAAAAUGUUACCCAGAGCAAGUGGGGAAUUACCACAUGGGAUUCUUGGUCAAUGAGGAUGAAAGUAAACAGGACUCAGGUGACAUGGAGCAGAUGCUGGAUUCUGUCACUUUUCUUUAUCAGAUAACCAGAGGAAUUGCAGCGAGGAGUUAUGGACUGAACGUGGCGAAGCUAGCAGACGUGCCCAGAGAAAUCUUACAGAAAGCUGCUCAUAAGUCUAAGGAGCUGGAAGGCUUAGUCAAUCUGAGAAGGAAAAGGCUUGAAUAUUUUACAGACUUAUGGAUGACACAUAAUGUAAAGGAUUUGCACACAUGUGCAGAUGAGCUGGAAAUGGAGGAAAUACAGACUUCUCUCCCACAUUAAAAUGAAAACUACAUUUUUGGAGCAAAAUAUGGAGAACUGUACAGAACAAUUCUGUGGCAACAUCCAUGCCUGUGGCGAGCACAGAGGAUGAGCGUGGUCUUCCUUUUGAGAUGGCUGCUUCUCUGUGAGGGAAGGACAAGCUUUGCAGGCUCUCGGCCUCCUGCCUUCAGAAGAAAAAGAUGAUGGAAUGUAAAGGCUUCACUGGGUAGUGAGGAAUGUUCCUAGGUAGUAAAUUUCAUACAAAAGUGGGUUCUUCUAAGUAAAACCUAAAACAGAGGCACUUGGUGCCUGCGUAGUCAGAGGACAGUAUUUAUUUCGGUUCAGACAAUUGCCAGCAGGGUAAUCUGACAGGAAUCUAUUUUUGUGAGAACUAAAGAAUUUUAUAAUGCCAGCGGUUUGGUCACCAAAGACAUAAACAUUUUUAUGAGAAGUAGAAUCAUGAAACCAGAGCACAGGAAGAAAAAGGCCAUAUAAAAUUUGAAGAGCUAAAUGUUGUCAUCAUUUUAAACAGCUUAAAGGUUGUUAUAUAAAAUUAUUUUGUCAUUCACCUAAAUAAAAAUAUGGAAUGAAUACUUGCUCAAAA
Messenger RNA from Mastomys coucha (southern multimammate mouse), 3961 nucleotides. It is a transcript of the gene Msh3, whose product is annotated as mutS homolog 3. Gene Ontology annotation, biological process: mitotic recombination; mismatch repair; somatic recombination of immunoglobulin gene segments. Gene Ontology annotation, molecular function: mismatched DNA binding; ATP-dependent DNA damage sensor activity; ATP binding. Gene Ontology annotation, cellular component: nucleus. NCBI's taxonomy places the organism in Eukaryota, Metazoa, Chordata, Mammalia, Rodentia, Muridae. The record is from RefSeq and is a predicted model, not a curated record. The coding region runs from base 91 to 3378 and encodes 1095 amino acids. The transcript is spliced from 24 exons.